UUUUCAUAGAAUCGUAGCGUACGGACGUCUCGCGCGUCGCGUAGACAUUUUAUUAUUUUCUCAGCUACUGGCAGAGCAGUUGCUGCGCGCAGCCAGCAGCAGCAGCAAAUAAGAAAGACAGAAUUUGUGUAUUGCAGCAGAAGUUUUCGCUGCGCACAGGCUGUGCCGCUGCUAGCGAGACACUGUCAAAAGAAAAGUGAGAAAAUUCUGUGGUGUGUAGAAUAAACUGCAACAAAUAUAACUGCUACGAGCAAGAAAAACAUUAAGUUCAAGGUUUAAUUCCAAACCGAAGUUCAAAUCGAGUAAAAAGAAAAAACUGUGUGCAGAUUUUUUGUAUACACUGUCGCGUGCGUGUGUGUGCUUGCGUCUGUGUGCGAGUGUGUGUGUUAGUGCGUGAGACUGCUGCAUUUUAUAAAAUACAAAUUCAACUCGCUCAAUUAACAAAAAAUGAUGUGAAAGAAAUUUAACAUUGUCUCGUCGAUAACUCUCUCUCUCGGUGUGUGUGGAAAAAUAUCUAAACCCAAUUACUCAGUUUGCUCUCAGUUUAAUUCGAUUGACACAGAGGCAGCAGCAGAGAAGCAGCAGCAGUAGCCCCAACAAAAUAUACACAAGGCGACAGACUUAACUUUGCCCACUGCGCCGCUGCUGUUGGUGGUGGUGGGAGAUGCACACACACACACUACAACAACAACAAGAGACGACAAAGCGCUGCUCUCAGCUCUGCUUUUGCGCAGUCAGAGUACGCUCUGAAUUCGCCGCAUCGCUGUUUGGAAACACCUUGCUCCAAUAUAUUAUUUUGCCUCGCCUGCCCCCCGCCUCCCGCAUAUCGACAACACUUUGUGAGCACAAAGAGCAGCGCACGAUUCUGUUGCCGUCACCGUCUCAGUCUCAGUAGCAGUCGCGGCGUAUUGCGAUUCUUCUUUGGCUGCAGCGCAAAAAUUCGUCUGACAUCGUCGCAGCAGCAGCAACAAAGAAAAGAUAAAAAUUUUCUUUAUUUUAUUUUUUUGUUGGGUUGUACAUUUUUGCCAAUGCUGCAUGCGAUAUUCUUUCAAUUUGCAAACGGCUGAAGCUGAAGCUGCUGCAACAACAAUAACUACAAGCAGAACAACAAAGCAGGAGCAGCGGCUUCAACAUUGUCGCCGCGUCGCAGCAGCAGCAUCGCCAGCCCAUUUUACUCGACAUGUACUACAACAACAACAACAAUAAUAGUGACUACAAGCAGAGCAACAACAACUGCUACAACAUCCAGAACAACAACUGCUACAACAUCCACAACAACAACAACACUAGCGACGCUAACAUAGAACAGAACCCACAGCAACAGCCGCAAAUGCAGCAGGCAACAAGCGCAGACGGAGCGAAGGACGACAACAGCAGCACGGGCAACAGGACUCUAGCAGCAGACGGAGCCACGUCCAAGGCGAGAGCCAGAGCCACGUCGUUAAUCUAUUUGCCGCCUUUCUGCUAUACAGGCGGACAUGUGCCUGCGGCCAGCAGCAGCGAGCUAAGCCCGAGUCAGCACAGCAGCUGCUGUUGGCAGCGGCGGGAAUACGGCCAGCAUAAGAAUUAUGAUAAACAUGCCACAGCGACAACGACGCUGAUAGCAGCAAAAGUAGCAGCAGCAGCAGAAGUAGCAGGGCGCCCAAAGAACAAAGUAGCAGCAGCAACAGCAGCAGAAGUAGCAGCAGCAACAAUGUUCUCAUCCUUAAUAAGAAAUGCGUCGGUGGCGCGUAAAUUCCUGCAGCGUGAUAUUCAGUUAGCCGCAAUGGACGGCGAUGACGAUGCCGACGAGUGCUGCAUCGAUCUCAGGCAGGCGUCGCAAUUAGUUAUGCCAAUUGUUGUAGGUGGUUGCUGCAACAACGUCUUGGAAUGUCUGGCGGUUGUGCGGCGCCAACGACGUGAGCGAAUGCGACGCGAACGACAAAGUCAUGCGUCGACUGCCGCACUCGUCGUCUCCUCGCUGGCCACAACAACAAAUUCAAUCAGCAGCAACAGUGCAGCAGCAGCAGCAACAACAACAACAACAAUAGCAGCAAGAGCAGCAACAAAAAACAGUUCGCAAACAACGACAACGGCAUUGGCCACAAAUGGCGCAAUGCUGCCGCAAAAUGUGGAUGUAGCCGCAGCUGAGAUGCUGGAUAACGAUGAUGAUGAAGAUGAAUGUAGGUGCUUUAACUAUAACGGUGAUAUUAGUGCGCUGGAACGUCUAGAGCAGGAGCAACAGCAACAGCAGGAGCAAGAGCAACAGCAAAUGGAGCGGCUUGAGUGGCAUCAACUUCCUAGCAUUACGUGGCUGAAAUUCUGGCAGCAGCUGGCCAACAACGCCUCCAACUCCGACACCAAUGCGACAACGAAAACAACGACGACGACUACGACGACAACAACAAGGAGUAGUGGGAGUCCGCAGCCAAUCACAAGGAUGCCAACGAGAUGUGGCAACAACCACAGCAUCAGCAGCAGCAGCAGCAGCAUGACGUCGACAAAAAGUUGGCUGGGACCGCUGAUGCUGACGCUGCUACUGGCCACGUCCGUAAGCGGCUGGGGCGGCCGUCAAGAUGCGCCCACAAAUUGCACAUUUCCGGCCAGAUGGGAGGGCUCCUGGUUCCUAUCGGGCUAUCAGCAAUCCAUACACAUCAAGGGAUCACAGUUCAGCUAUCGCGGCAGGUGUGCGGCCUCCGAUGGUAACAAAUAUCUGAUUGUCGAUGAGAAAGGAUGUCAUCGUUGCCUGGUUAUCUAUGAGAAGCAUAAGAAUGUGCUCCAGUAUAAAGAAAGUGAGUGCGAAGGUGAUAGUAUGUAUAUGCAUCAGUCGAAUCCAUCUGCACUGGCGAUGCGUAGCUCUAUAAAACAAAGUGAUCAUAGGGGGGGAGCUCAUCCCAAUACGAACGGGCAUUCAAGACUAUCAUCAUCGGAUCAGUACAUAAUGAGAUCCAAUGACGAUAUGAAUGAUUGUCCCCCAGACUUUUGCAAGGGCCGUGAGACUUUACAGAAUCUCUGCGAUCAAAUACCGGGCGAUGCUCUGCUCUAUUCGCUGUUCCGUGAGAGUGCCGAACCGGUCAAGUGUCCGCUAAAGGGUCCCUUCAUCUUCACAUAUAAUCGCGGACAUGGCGAAUGCAAGUCACCAGUCUCAAAUAUCGAGAGCUGCACCGAGGAGAGUCGCCUUCUAUUAAGUUUUCAGGCCUGCCCCGAUGUGCAGGGCACCGAGAGUACGGUUGAGGAAUUGACCUGUUUGGCGACCUGGAAGGAUGGCAAUUCACGCUAUUUGGUGGGACUGGUGUCGCAUCAUCAUGCCAUUUCGAAUGAGGAGCGUUAUCGUUGCUUUGUUUACGAGAAAAUCUCCUCGCUGAUGGGUGGCCCCAGCAUGCUCAGCUCCAAGGAUGCCGAGUAUAAGCUGGCACAAUCCGGCGACGCCACUUGCAACGGCUUAGACAGCGCCGAGGUUGGUUCGCGUAUAAUGUCGUUGCGGAAACCGCCAGCGGCUGAGCGCUGCGAUUUUCCCGCCUGGUUCAAGGGUCCGCGACACUGGCAUGCACUUAUGGGCAAUGCCGUCUACAAUUAUCAUUCCAACGAUGGCUCUGUGCACAUUAUUAAGCCCAACGGCUAUAUGGAGACACGUGCUCUCUGCGAACAGAUAAACAAACAGACCUCAACCGAAAUGAUGGCUGUGGUGCACUACACCACCGGAUGCCAAUCGGGUUUUAUGUGCAUGAUGUUUUACCGUCGGGACACGCACGUCAUUGAGAUACAAACAGGCAAGCCGGCGAUUCGUCUGGAGGAUGCCUGUGCCUCGGAUCACUUUGACUUCAAUAAGAUGGCCUACAUAACGCUGCUCGCAAGUAAUCCGGAACCGCAUAUUUGCCCAAUGGAGGGCCUGUACAAUCUGCGAGGCGCAAUUGGGCCGCCCUACCUUGUCACGCGCCACAAGCGCAAUCACAAUGGCAAAUCGCAUCUUGGACAUGGCCAUCAUCAUCACAGCGAAUCGGUUGGCUCAGAUUCCGGCUCAUUUGGCCACAAGGGUCACAGCACACUAAGCUUUCGCAAUGCCGAGCGAAUGGAGCGCAGCUCCUGGCAUGCCAACACACGCGGCCUGCCCGUCCGCAGUCGACGCAAUGCACCUCCAGCACAACAGCAGCAGGAUCAACAUCAUCAGGAAGCAUUGGUUCUGGGCGGUCUCAGUAGCAACGAUACCAGCGUGGGAUUUAUUGCCACACGAAGUCGUCGCGACGUUCCCGGUUGUGUGACCAAUUACAAUUCACAGCGACAGCUUUGGGUUGGCUGCAGUGCACCGAAUGUUAUCGAUGUGAGCCCACUGUGCACCGUCGAUGGUGAGGAAGAAUACUCGUGUCACGGGUCGUGGAACGAGAACAGCACUGUCUAUAUUAUAGCACGGCACAAGGGCACCAAGCACGGUGUCUGCAUUAGCUACAGACCAACGGAGGGCAACGCAGCCAAGUUGGUUGUGGGCGAUGCCUGCUAUCGCGGCACACAGAAGCCCCCAGAUCACCAUCUGGUAGCCAAUCUGUCUGUUUUUGGUAAAUGCGGCGAAACGGGCUCGAGUGCCAGCACAGCUCACUUGGCCAACUGGCUGCUAUUGUUGACCAUGUUGACGUGGCUGACGUUGCAGAGUUGAGUUUCUGAGCAACACAAUAUUUUGGGAGUGCACAAAUUAUACAAUUUCACACUAUAUGCAACACUAAUCCCAAAACCACAACCAAAACUCCCAAUAUGAUGAUGAACAUGUAUACAAGACACACACUUAAGACUUAUUGUACAUUUGCAUAUUGUAUAUGUAAGGCGUUAACGAUUCAAAUAUGUUUUGCUGUAUAUAACUAAUUUGUUUAUCAUUUAUAUUUAAAUGA
Drosophila grimshawi is the source of this 4856-nucleotide messenger RNA. RefSeq lists its product as uncharacterized. The record is from RefSeq and is a predicted model, not a curated record. The transcript is spliced from 15 exons. The coding region runs from base 1181 to 4627 and encodes 1148 amino acids. NCBI's taxonomy places the organism in Eukaryota, Metazoa, Arthropoda, Insecta, Diptera, Drosophilidae.